AUGCGCGUUCGGUCAUGGCUAGCUUCUAUGCUCUGUUCUCAUGAGGAGGCAUGCGCUCCUGCACAGGAUAAUUCCGACAACAGUCGUGCCUCGUCACCAAGGCUACCUGUUGUAAAGAAGGAUUGGAUAUCUUGUGUCGCAAAGCUAGAAGCUGAAUUAGCCAGAGCGAUAGCUGAUUUGGAAAUCGCCAGGCGUGAGCGAGGAACUGAAAUAUUAUUUGCCAAAAAUAUGCGUGAGACGGAGGCCGCUGAAAAGGCCAGAAUUGUGGAACGUAGGAGGAAUAUGAAUUUGAAUAAGGAGGUUCUCGAGUUGAACGAGGAUCUGCAUAACUAGGCGUCUAUUCUUGUACAACGAAGAGCUUGUACGUCAACCUCAAACACUACUGGAGGAGGCGCUCUAUGGGGAAGAGAUCGUACUAUCUUCUUUGAUUAGAAGGGAGGUGCAAGAGACCUGGUUGAAAAUUCAAUCAAACAACAUGGUUCAUGUUGCCAUCAUGAUUUUAAAUAGUGAUGGUGAACAUGUUACGCUCUCCUGUGUUCUACAUAAUACUCAUAGUGAGCAGUUCAAUGUGCGUAAUGGAACAAAUUGAAAGGCGGAC
Molecule: messenger RNA, 598 nt
Organism: Cylicocyclus nassatus
Lineage: Eukaryota; Metazoa; Nematoda; Chromadorea; Rhabditida; Strongylidae
Source: the annotation of a GenBank genome assembly